AUGAAGAAUAAGGAAGGCUGGGACGGCAAAAUGCGCGUCGAGCCAAAAGCAGUGAUCACCAACCCGGAAGCUCUAGAGGACUCGGAUUACUCCGACCCGGAGGCACCGCCCGUGGAGGAAAUCGAUGCGGACGAGGAUCUACUGGCAGAUGAGGAUGUGGAUACAGAGGAAAUCGAUCUCGUGCAUUGUCGCAUAUCUUCGCUUUCGGCGUUACAUCUUGAACGAUUUGAGAAGCUUCGGAGAUUAUGUCUUCGACAAAAUCAAAUACAGCGCAUUAAUUUCCCUUCGAACGUUGCCCAAUCCAUGAAAGAACUCGACCUCUAUGACAACCUUAUCUCGCAUAUCAAGGGUCUGGAUGAAUUCAGUGACCUGGCCAGCUUGGAUCUGAGCUUCAACAAGAUCAAGCACAUCAAGAACGUCUCGCAUCUGGUCCACUUGACGGAUAUCUAUUUUGUACAGAACAAGAUCUCUACAAUCGAGGGGUUGGAAGGGUUGCUCAAGUUGCGCAAUCUCGAGCUUGGAGCGAAUCGAAUUAGGGAAAUCGAAAACCUGGAUCAUCUCGCCGCAUUGGAAGAGCUAUGGCUCGGAAAGAACAAAAUCGUCGAGAUGAAGAACCUCGACGCCCUUCAAAAUCUCCGCAUCAUUUCUAUCCAAUCUAACCGCCUAACCAACAUCACCGGAGUCUCCAACCUCCCCAAUCUCGAAGAACUCUACCUCUCCCACAACGCAAUCACCGAUCUAACCGGACUGGAAAACAACACCGCACUGCGCGUCCUAGACUUCUCCAACAACCAGGUCUCCCAUUUAGAACAUCUCUCCUCUUUAAAGAACCUGGAGGAGCUCUGGGCCUCGAACAACCAGCUCUCCAGCUUCGAUGAGGUGGAGCGCGAACUGAAGGACAAGGAGAACUUGCAGACGGUUUACUUCGAGGGAAAUCCCUUACAGAUGAAUGGUCCUGCUGUCUACCGGAAUAAGGUGAAGCUGGCACUUCCGCAGAUUGUGCAGAUUGACGCAACUUACUUGCGGGUCUGA
This is a messenger RNA of Penicillium waksmanii, 1032 nucleotides long. Its product is annotated as putative protein phosphatase PP1 regulatory subunit Sds22. The coding region runs from base 1 to 1032 and encodes 343 amino acids. The transcript has 7 exons. The record is from RefSeq and is a predicted model, not a curated record. Lineage: Eukaryota; Fungi; Ascomycota; Eurotiomycetes; Eurotiales; Aspergillaceae. Gene Ontology annotation, molecular function: protein binding.